Diachasma alloeum is the source of this 951-nucleotide messenger RNA. RefSeq lists its product as uncharacterized. The transcript is spliced from 3 exons. The record is from RefSeq and is a predicted model, not a curated record. Lineage: Eukaryota; Metazoa; Arthropoda; Insecta; Hymenoptera; Braconidae. The coding region runs from base 242 to 889 and encodes 215 amino acids.
ACGCGUUAGAACGGAUAAACACUCCUGGUUGGAUGUUUGGCGUUCAGACCGCAAUAACGCGUGAUCGCAGUCAGACUAGACUCAUUUAAUCGGAUGAAUAUUGAAUAAUCCGAGAAUUGGUUGGAUAGAACACCACGGAACGCCGGAAUAUUCAUUCAAAUUGGCGGAAUUAAAUUGCUCGUAUUAAAAUAAUUUGUGAAAUUGGAUAUACAGUGAUUGCAGUAUUCACCAAAGAAUAAAGAUGAAUUGUCCAAGUUCCUCCAGAAGGCAAUUAUCACUAAUCUGUGCAUACCUCGCUUUCAUUUCUCUCUGGAAUUCUGGAUUGAGUCUAGAUUUUGGACUUUCACUCAAACAAGAUAAAUUGUCCUUAAAAGAUCUUCCGAUUCCAUCAAUUCUGCAGGGUGAAAAAUUGAAUGCAACUGCUCAUAAUGCAACGAAAUCAUUGAGCACUUCGAACGCAACAGAAUCAGCAAUUACUCACAAUGCAACAGCACCGGGGAUCAGUGCAUAUGCGAGAAACCUCGGGGCCAUUUCGAACGCAACAGAAUCGGCCAAUCCGAAACCAGAAGUCAGAUUUGAGAAAAAGCCUGAAACUAAUGGUACGUCAUCCCCAGGGGAGAAAGAUGAUACCACCUUUCAGCCCGACACCGUUCUAUUUCGUGCUGAGGACGUAGUCACUGAGAAACCUAUUUCAAUCGACGAAGUUAAGGGGCGAACAGAUCUCAAAACGACGGAGACUGAGGUGAAAGUUGAGAUCCCGCCAUCUGAGCGAAUGAAUCCCCUCCCUGCUCACAAUUUAACGAAAAAUCCCGAGUCAAAAGACCCAGUCAGCAGGAAAUUAGUCGAUCGCGAAGACGUUCAGCUCCCAGUGAACAAAACUGCUGUAUAGAAAGUCUAAUGCAAAUUCAAAAUUUGUAUCUUCUAUCAUUAAAGAUUUAUUUCAUAAUAUAA